Molecule: messenger RNA, 428 nt
Organism: Thrips palmi
Lineage: Eukaryota; Metazoa; Arthropoda; Insecta; Thysanoptera; Thripidae
Exons: 2
Coding region: 1-312 (103 amino acids)
Source: RefSeq, a predicted model, not a curated record
AUGAAACUCGUCCUCGUCGUAGUGGCAGCCACUUUGAUGUUGGUGCAGCAGGGCGCUGCGCGCGUCGAUCGGCCGCUCAACGAGAAGCUGACGACGUGCAUCGGGCUCCCGUUGCAGCCUGGUGUGAGCGACAGGCACCCGCUCACGGCCUGCAUCCAACUCGCCACCGCCUACUUCCGCCUGCUGCGUCGGGACUGGCACCGGUUCUAUGUGACGUGCGUCACCAACAAGGGCACGGCCGAGCCAUCCAUCUACGAGAACUGGGCCAGCAAGGCUGCCGACUGCGUCGACCAGUGGGCCGACAUUCCUUGAACAUGUCACCAGUUGCGGGUGUUGUUGGUACCCUCGUACAGCCGUUAAAAUGUCCUUCCUCAAAGGAGCCUCACGAGAUUGGCAUCGGGAUACCAACUAAAAAUGAGUCUCUGCAA